AUGGCGACGGUGGUGGCGUCGACGACGGGGGUGGUGGGACGGAGCGAACGCGCGGAAGCGUUCAUUGAACUCCCGUCGAGGUUACACAAUCGGUACUUCUUCGUGCGGCACGGAGAGAGCGUGCUCGAUGAACGCGGGAUUUUUCUGACGAAUCCGAGUUUCAAAUACGACGCGACGUACGGGUUGACGAGCGUGGGAAGGGAACAGAUGCGAGAGGCGGCGAGAGUGAUCGUGCAAAAGUACGAUGGUGCGCCGUCGUGGGUGUACACGUCAAAUUUCCAGAGAUCGUUUCAGUCGGCGUUGAUCCUGAGAGAGGAGUGCGGGUUGUUGUUCUCGCAAUUGCGCACCGAGUUCAGCGGUUUGCUCGAUCCGCGAAAAAUGGGUUCGCUGGACUUUGGAUCGCAAUCAGCUUGGGAGGACGUGUGGGCGAAUGAUUUGGAAGAUCCCAAGUCGACGCCGCCGCCCGUUCCGGCCAGUCUCCAACCGAGCGCAUCGGUGGAGUCGUGCUUCGACAUUUACAGGAGGGCGCAGGAGGCAUUCACUCGACUAGAGGCGACGUAUUUCGGAGAGGACGUAAUAUUGGUGUCGCACGCGGACACCCUGUCUGUGUUCUGCGCCGCCUUGAACGGAACCGAACUGGGAAGGCAUCACGUAGAUUAUCCGUUUGCACUCGGCGAGGUGCGAUGCGUCGAUUUAACACGCGUGUCGCGCGACAAAGGUUUUUCGCCGACCGAUCUUCGUGGGGACUACGCACCCGGGGACGCGGCGUCCAACUAUUUAUGA
This is a messenger RNA of Ostreococcus tauri, 783 nucleotides long. RefSeq names its product Histidine phosphatase superfamily, clade-1. The coding region runs from base 1 to 783 and encodes 260 amino acids. The record is from RefSeq and is a predicted model, not a curated record. NCBI's taxonomy places the organism in Eukaryota, Viridiplantae, Chlorophyta, Mamiellophyceae, Mamiellales, Bathycoccaceae. The transcript has a single exon.